AGGCCUCGCCUUCCGUGACGUAAGGCUCACGCUACGGUGCGCCAUUUGUGACUAGCAUCAAAAAAGCGCGGACCAUCGAGAUAACCGCAAAAUCAUGGGGUUUUGAUCCAGAAGGAGUAAACUGAACGUCAGCACUGGGCCAAACCAAAGCCGGUCAUGUCAUGGCAGAAACACAGAUGUUAGUAGAGAAGGCUGUCGAAGAGCCUCUGACUGACAGCAGUGAGAAGGGGCAGCCAGUCGAUAUGGAGAUGGAGGAAUCUGCAGGUGACUCUGCAAAAGGAGCCGCUGAGGCUGAUGAAGCAGACGCCAAACUGGUGAUGAGGUCAGAGCCUGCACAUGCAGAUGGAGAAAACCUGUGCACAGUUUGUGGUUUCUCAGCCAAGUACCCAAGAUCACUAAAGAUUCACUGUGCACGAAAACAUGGGAAGAACUUUGAUCAAACUACACACGGUCAUGAGCAAAAUCCAAACACUUCUGAUAUAAGUCCAGCUGACAUCCAACAAGAAGCAGUCUCAGAGACAGGCAAGAAUGCCACCAUUGUAGAAAAAUGUGAUCCUGAUGAAUUAAACUCUCCAUUAAAUAAUGAUAGCAUAGAGUUUACUGUACCUAAAAAGAGAAGCAGUUAUCUAGCUCAAGACAAGCAAUGGACGGUUCAAGAAGAGCCACUUCUUCCCCAAGAGAGAAGACUGAGCAAGCGAAUUCCAAAACCUAAGAUUAUUUAUUCCUGCAACUACUGCGGGCAGGAAUUCAGAGACAAGUCUCCACUUGAUGUCCAUGUCCAGAGAUACCAUACAAAAGAUGUCCCAUACACAUUUGAUGCUGAUGAAAACGUGGGUGAAAAAGAUGACGCCAACAGCCAGGCUGAGGUUGUGAAGGAGAAACCGACACAAGUAGCACCCAAACAUCUCAGCAGGUUCCAGAUGAAGUGUGUGAGCUGUGACUUCAGGGUUGGCAAUGCCGCAGUGCUGGAAAGGCACUCUCGCGUCAAACACCCGGACCUGAAGUGGUACCGCUGCAAGCUCUGUAACUUCUUCGCGGCCACGUCUGAGUGGAUGGAGGUUCACUUGUGCUCAGAUGGUCACCAACAGCAGCAGGACAAAAAGAUGAGUCCUGCAUCUUCCUCGUUUGAGUCGUAUGUUGAGAGUGUAAGCAGAGACUGUGCUGGAGAUGGUGCUGAAGUGGAUCAGGUAGUUGGUGGAGAAAAGGCUUUGACGGAGAAAGAACAGGAAGGUGACGAGGCAGCGGAGGCCGUCAUGAGUGCAUCAGCCGAGGAAGAAGACGGAGAGUUUGAGCCGCCCAGGAAAAAAAGAGGCCGACCAAAGCAAGGCUCCUCUACCACAUGUGGACACUGUGGCCUGGUUGUGUCCAAUGCCACCAACCUCAGCGUUCACAUCCGGCGUAAACACAGUAAAGAGUAUGGUUAUAGCUGCACUUUGUGCAACUACAGCUGUGUGACCAAAGGAGACAUGGAUCGCCAUUGUUUCACCAAGAAGCACAUUAAACGAGCACAGGGGGGCUCAAACAAGAAUCCAGACUCGUGUCACAUUCAGGCGUCAUUGCCGGAAGCCACGACUACACAGAUUAGUAGCGCACAGGGCACCGAGGGAACACAGGAAGCCGAGGACACAGUCGUUGGAGAAGACAAAGCCGAGGAGCAGACUCAGUCCGAUGUGGCUCAACAGCAAAUCAAAUAUGACUCUGUCAAUGCCUGCAGCCUCUGUGAUUUUGUCGCUCAGUCAAUACCGUCCCUCCAUCUUCACGUCAAGAGAAAGCACACCAAAGACUUUGAGUAUGUCUGCCUGGCAUGCGGCUAUUAUGCCGUCACUAACAGGGAAAUGUAUCGCCAUGCCAACACAGACAAGCAUAAACAGAGAAGCCAGAAAUACCUGGAACUGCAGGGGGGCGAACAACAAAAGAUUUCUGAAGUCCCGUUAGGACAGAAGGAGAUCAUAGCGCCUCCCGGGGAAAACUUUGAUCCCAGCCCAGAAGAUCCAAACUCUGCAGAUGUGUCUGCAGAUGUAUCUGCAGAUGCAGACGAAAAGAAUGCUAUUGCAUCUUCUGGGCUUGAACCAGAUCCAACCAACGCAACCACUGAACAAGCAGAGCUGCCUGAGCCCCAGCAGGCUUCCGGAGAACUUGAAGUAAAUGAAUCUUCACUGCAAGAGAGCUUGGAUGAGAAGGGGGAAGAGUUUGAAGAACACGUGAAUGCGGACGUGAUUGUAGACACACAAAUGUCCAAAGCCCCACCAUUUGAUGCCGCUAUUGUGUCUGUGAAGGACUUAGGUAUACAGGAGCAUGCACCACUGGAAAGCUCUGAAAGUUCAACCCAUGCUCUGUGUUCAGGUGCAUCACCCUUGGACUUUACACUCACCAGCUCUGCACAUGUAAAAAAGCACAAACUCAAGGAAGUGAAGAUGAAGGACGAGACCAGAAUAAACAUUUCUCGCAUACGUUGUGAGGACUGUGGUUUCAUGGCUGAUGGAAUAAGCGGCCUCAAUGUCCACAUUUCAAUGAAGCACCCUUCCAAAGAGAGGCACUUUCACUGUCUGGUGUGCGGCAAAUCGUUCUACACGGAGAGCAACCUGCACCAACACCUGACAAGCGCUGCCCACCUCCGCAACGAGCAGAACAGUGUGGAAGAGCUGCCUGAAGGGGGUUCAAGCUUUAAGUGUGUGAAAUGCACGGAUCGCUUUGAGUCAGAGCAGGACUUGUUUUUUCACAUCAAGGAAAAACACGAAGAGCUCCUGAGGGAGGUCAACAAGUAUGUGCUGGAGGACACAGAGCAGAUAAACCGCGAGCGAGAGGAGAAUCAGGGCAAUGUUUGCAAAUACUGUGGCAAGGUGUGUAAGAGCAGCAACUCCAUGGCCUUCCUGGCACACAUCCGGACACACACAGGAUCCAAGCCUUUCAUGUGUAAGAUCUGCAACUUUGCAACGGCUCAGCUGGGAGACGCCAGGAACCACGUGAAAAGACAUCUCGGCAUGCGAGAGUACAAAUGUCACAUCUGUGGAUGGGCUUUUGUGAUGAAGAAACAUCUCAGCACCCACCUGCUGGGGAAACACGGAGUCGGCCAGCGUAAAGAAAGGAAGUUCGAAUGCGAUUUGUGCGACCGCUCGUUCAGUGAAAAAUGGGCCUUGAACAACCACAUGAAACUGCACAGCGGGGAGAAGCCGUACAAGUGCGCCUGGCCAUCCUGCCACUACUCCUUCCUCAACCUGUCAGCCAUGAAGGACCACUACAGGACACACACCGGAGAGAAGUCUUAUCUGUGUGAUCUGUGUGGCUUUGCGGGCGGCACGAAACACGCCCUCACCAAACAUAGACGCCAACACACAGGAGAGAGACCCUUCAAGUGUAAGCUCUGCAACUUUGCCUCCACCACCCAGUCCCACCUUUCACGGCACAAGCGCGUUCACACCGGGGAGAAGCCGUACCGCUGCCCCUGGUGCGACUACAGGUCCAACUGUGCGGAGAACAUCCGGAAGCACAUUCUCCACACGGGGAAGCACGACGGAGUUAAGAUGUACAACUGUCCCAAAUGUACCUAUGCAACCAACUCUCCCAUGGAGUUCAGGAACCACCUGAAGGAUAGCCACCCUGAUAUUGAAAAUCCAGACCUGGCGUACCUGCAUGCAGGAAUCGUUUCCAAGUCCUUCGAAUGUCGACUGAAAGGUCAAGGGGCCACAUUUGUAGAAGCUGAAGCUCUGAGCCCUGUUGCCCAAAGGAAGAGCUCCCCUGAAGCGUCGGGGCAUGAAGAUGUCCAGCAGGUCAUUAUUAUCCAGGGAUACGGUGAGGGGGAUGUGGCCAUCGACCAGGCUCUGGAGGAGUCGGCUGCCGCCACCCUGCAGACGCUGGCUAUGGCGGGGCAGGUAGCUGAGGUGCUGCACAUCACUGAGGAUGGGCAAGUCAUAGCGUCAGGUAGGGAGGUGGCAUCCACCGGUGCACAUUUAUCUGGAGGCGGCACCCAGUAUGUGGUUCUGGAGUCGGGGGACGCCACCAAAGAGCUGCGGGCGGUGACCAGAGAAGCUCUCACGGCCUCGGCGGGACAAAGCCAUGUGGUCUCAGAGUCGUCCACCGCUCUAGAUGCACUGCUGAGCGCUGUCAGCGAGAUGGGCCAGCAGGAGGAGCCACGAGGGGAGGCCACGGUUGUCCAUAAAGUCUUCAACCCUCAGACAGCUGAGGCCUCCCCUGAUGCUACGCAGGCGGAGGUGAAACAGGAGCAAGAGGAGGUCCAGAUCAUUCAAGACGCUGGCCAUGGAGACAUGCAGGAGGUCUUGCAGCUCGCUGCUUCCCAGAUGAUGAAGGAGGGCCUCACGCAGGUCAUUGUCAAUAACGAAGGGACGCACUACAUCGUGACUGAGCUGGACGACUGCACCUUACAGGUGGAAGGAGGAGUGUACAGAGAGGUAGAGGCGGGUGAAGAGGAGGUGCAGCAGGUAGAGCAACAAGCAGAAGAGGAGAUGGUGGUUUAUCUGGCCGGGUCACCUCAUAAUAUAGUUCUGGAAGGUUAGAGGUGAGAGAGUUGAGUUCCCCAUUUUUCAGUCUGGUUGUUUUUUUAGUUUUUUACAGUUCUGUAGCUAUGCAAAACUCAGGGCAAAGCUCAUUCAUUUCAUCAAUGACACAUUAAGGUGCUCUGGGCGUAACUUGAAACAAACACACCCACAGCAUUCAGAGUGCUGCUGUGCAAGUGAAGGAAAUCGAUAGAUCCCGUUCAGUUCAGUCAAUUUUCAAUGCUUACUGUUAAACAGCUCACGCUUGUGUUUCUGUCAGAAAGGUGUGCUUUGUUUUUAGAUUUUCAUGAUUUUCCUGUUUCACCACAAUGAGUUUGGGUUUGGGUCUGUUAGUAGAAGACUUGGUCUCAUGAUUUUCAAUCAGUUCUUUCUUUGUUGUGCUUGUGAUGAAAUAGUUCUCUAUGGGUUUUGAAAGCUCAAAGCUUUUCCUCUACAAGAUUUUUUAGUUUGUUUUUUGUUUAAUAAAUGACAAUAAAGACGUUUUUGUUGAUCCCAACUGCUAUUGAAAAGUCUCUUAAUCAAUAAAACACAUUUGUGACCACAAA
This is a messenger RNA of Oryzias latipes (Japanese medaka), 5056 nucleotides long. RefSeq names its product zinc finger protein 407 (gene znf407). The record is from RefSeq and is a predicted model, not a curated record. Gene Ontology annotation, molecular function: zinc ion binding; nucleic acid binding. NCBI's taxonomy places the organism in Eukaryota, Metazoa, Chordata, Actinopteri, Beloniformes, Adrianichthyidae. Gene Ontology annotation, biological process: positive regulation of transcription by RNA polymerase II. Gene Ontology annotation, cellular component: nucleus.